This is a messenger RNA of Argiope bruennichi, 8175 nucleotides long. Its product is annotated as formin-binding protein 1-like. The record is from RefSeq and is a predicted model, not a curated record. The transcript is spliced from 15 exons. Gene Ontology annotation, molecular function: protein binding. Gene Ontology annotation, biological process: signal transduction. NCBI's taxonomy places the organism in Eukaryota, Metazoa, Arthropoda, Arachnida, Araneae, Araneidae. Bases 355 to 2049 code for a protein of 564 amino acids.
UAUUCCGUCUGAAAAAGAGAAAUCGGAACGUAACAUUUUCAUGAAUGAUAUGUUUACUAGUUGAAAUUUUAUAAACAGCAAUCGGUCGCUGUGAAGGUGCCAGAAUUUAAAAAUUAAAUGUAGCAUUUAUAUUAUAUAAUUUCAUUUGGAUAAACUGCACAGUUAAUGCAGUGCAUAUAUAUUUCUUUUGCUCUUGUUUUACAAAUAGUAUGUUAGAAUUCAUAUUCUUCACUGAAUAGUACUCGGUUUGUAUAAAAUGUGAAGAAUGAGGCACAAAGUCAUAUGGCUUUGUGUAUGUUGCCUUUGAUUUAAUUUGGAAUAUUUAUCUAUUGAUUAUCUGGAUAUCAUAGAAAAAUGAGUUGGGGAAUCGAGUUAUGGGAUCAGUUUGAUCAAGUAUCUACUCAUACUUUGAAAGGCGUCGAGAAUCUUGAAAGAUUCAACCAAUUUAUUAAAGAUUUUAGUGCCAUUCAAAAUGAACAUGCAACUAAAUUAAAGAAGCUUACAAAAAAUUACAGUUAUAAAAAGAAAGGAGAAGAUGAUUUACAGUUUUCCACAUGUAGAGCUUUUCAUUCUAUGCUGAAUGAAAUCAAGGACAUAGCAGGGCAACAUGAACUAAUAGCAGAAAAUUUAUCAAAUCAUGUCGUUCAAGACAUAAAUAUGUUGGUAAAACAAUUCAGAGAAGAGAGGAAAACUCAUUUACAAGAAGGUCUUAAAUUGCAAGCAAACAUACAAGCUUCACUAGUUCAACUAGAAAAGGCCAAAAAAACAUAUGAAAAAUCUUUUAAAGAAUCUGAAAAAGCAUGUGACAAUUAUCAGAAAGCUUUAGAUGACCUUCAUCUGUCUAGAAUAGAGUUAGAGAAAGCUAGACUGAAUAGUAUAGCAAAACAGCAGGCUUGUGAAGACUGCAAGACUGAUUAUUCUAAUCAAUUACAAAAGACAAAUGAAGCACAAAGACAACAUUAUAAUGAAUUAAUGCCAAAAGUAUUCCAGGACCUGCAAGAAAUGGAUGAGAAAAGGAUAAUAUCAGUACAAGCUAUCUUCAAACAAACAACAGAGGCACAUAGGCAGGUGUUACCCUUCAUUAACAAAUGUCUUGAUGAAAUAGACAGAGCUGCUGAUUCAAUAGACCCUAAGGGAGACUCUGAUGUGGUUGUUGGCAAAUUAAAAUCUGGUUACCAGCCUCCAGGUGAUAUCCCUUUUGAAGAACUGAUUCCUACCAAAGUAAACAAUGAAAGUGCAAUUUCUCCACCACUACUAACAGGGAAGAGUGAAACACUUAAAGGUACAGUUUCAACUCAAAAGUCGAAAAAGAGAGGUGGAUUGUUUUCAAUUUUCAGUGCCAAUAAGAAUAAUAAUGAUGAAUUAAAGGAUGAUUAUAGUGACUUACCACCUAAUCAGAGAAAGAAAAAAUUGAAUCAAAAAAUAGAUACCUUAUCAACACAGAUAGCCCAAGAAACAGCUGCAAAAGAUGGUCUGUUAAAGAUGAAAGCUGCCUAUGAGCAGAAUCCAGCUCUUGGCGAUCCAGUAAGCAUUGAUCAGCAACUUCCCGACAUCAACAAUAGAAUAGAAAAACUCCAAACACAGUUGAAAAAAUAUCAGGGCUAUCUAGAGGAAGUUGUGGGAAAAGCAGUUACACCAGAAACUCAACUGAAGAAUGGGGGUACUGUAUCUGACAGUAAUAUUUCCAGAAGUACUUCAAAUUCGAGUGUUAAUCAUACAACAAAAUCUGUCGCUCCUGCAAUUCCACUUCCUAGAGAGCCUGGUUCAAGUGCCAAUGGUAACACGGUCACAGAUUCAGGGGAAGGAGAAUAUGAUAAUGGAGGUGUUACAGAAUAUGAAGCCGAACCAUUACCUGCAUUAGGUACUGCACGGGCUCUGUAUCCAUUUGAUGCACAAAGUGAAGGAUCUAUACCAAUGGAAGAAAAAGAAGAAUUUGAAGUUGUUGAAUUAGAUCAAGGUGAUGGCUGGACAAGAGUGAGGAGAUCAAACAUGGAGGAAGGUUUUGUUCCAACAUCAUAUAUUGAAUGCUUUUUAUACAACAAUUGCUAAGGAGUUGUUGGUCAGAAGGGAUUUGACAAGCUCUCUCUGAGUUGCUUCAUAAGCCAAAACAGGAUGCUUCGUCAGCUGUGCUUUUUAGCCAUAUAUACGGAGGAAAAAAUAGAAGUCAUUCCAAGGACAUAAGUUUUUAAGGGAAGUAAAAGGCAUUAUUACGCAUAUAAAAAUAUUGUAUUAUUGGUGCUUUUAUCUAUUUUAUUUAUUAUUGUUAAAAUCUUAACGAAUUUAGAAUGUUUUGUAUUUUAUAAAAGCUGCCACAGUGUGUUUAUCAAGUAACUUUGAUAUUUAAAAACAAAGUUCUCAGAGAUCAGUGUAAAUUUGCAUUUGUUUUAUUUUUUAACUUUUUUUCAUUAUGUACCAUCACAUGCAUUUUUAUUUAAAUAUAGUACUCACUUUACUUGAAAAUUGUGAAAUUUCUGUUGUUUUUAACUUUUUAUGUUAAAAAUUACACAUUUUUAAAUAAGUUCAGCAGUUGCAAUUAUAGAUUUAAAAUCAAAUCAACUUUAAAAAAAAUAUUUACUAUGCAAAAUAUCAAAUUGCAUAUCUUUAUUUUCCUUUAAAUGUUCUUCUCAAAAUUAUAAUAGAAACACUGUUAUUGUUGCAGAAAUAUUAUUUUCUUUCUUUUUUUUUUUAAGCAUUGGUGCUUGGAAUAAGACUUACUUGAAAUUGUUUUAUUGUACAUAUUCGCAUUUAUUGUCUAUUGGAGUGCUUCUCCAAAAAAAGGAACAAAUUUAAAAUCGCUGAAUUUUUAUGAGAGGUUUUUGUUGUGAUUAAAAAUUAGCUGAAUUUCAUUAGGAAUUCACUUUUAUGAAAAUCAGUGAUUCUUUACAUAUAGGAACUUAGAUCUGAAGUUAGAUUAUCAAAUUCCUAUUCAUUAUUGUAGUUUUAUAAACAGCUAUUGUGCACUUGAAAAUCAAUAUUUUUUAUCCUUUAUAAUUUCAAACUUUAUUGUAGAAGCAUUUGCAUUAUACUAUGUAUUAUUCUUUGCUAAAAACGGGUGGCUAAAAUGAGAUAACCAGAUGUUAAAAAGAAAAUAAUUUGUUACUUUACUGAAUUAAAAUGAUUUUAAAAAUUUAGUAUUAGUAAUGUUUGGCAUUCUAAUUUAAGAAGUUUAAAAAUCAUUUAUUCAGUGAUGUUACAUAAAUAUAUGGUUUUAAAUGAAAUACUUUUAGCUUGAAAAUAUUUCUUACUCAGAUUAUUGAUAAUAAUGAGUAAGUUUACUGUUUGUAUACACCUAUUUGUCAUAUAGGUUUGUUGCCUUGUUAUUAAUAACAAAAUUUAUGGAAAUCUCCCUUGUAUAAUUACUUUUGAAAUUUUAAGAUCUUUCUAGUCCCUGAUUUGAUGCUUUAUAUUUUUGUCUAAAACUGGUAACAGAGCAAAUCACUGAUAAGCUAUAAACUGUGAUUUCUGCUUGAUAGUAUAACAAUUGACAAAGUUUUCUAUUGAAAUAAUCAACUGUAUAUUUGAUUGAAUGAAUAUUAAUUAAUUAUUCCUUUUUAUGUUUUUUUUUUUUUGUAUUUAAUAGCCCUUAACAAAUUAUGUACUUUGAGUUUUAUAUUUAUCUUGCAAUGAAAGAAAAAUUCACUUAAUCUAAAAUUAUGCGUUUAGUGUAUUAAUUUCAUACCAUUUUAUAAGAACAUGAUGCAGUAAUCAAUGCCAAAAGAAUCUGCAUCUCAAAUCUCACUUAUUUAUAAAUAUUAAAUAAAAGAAUGUGGGACUCAUUAGUUUGGUUCAGUGUUUCUCAAUUUUUGAAAUAAGUAUAUGAUUUAGAUAUGUAUGAGCUGAAAUAUAAUUUAAUUUAUAUAAUGUAAAGAAAUUUUAAACAUUAUGUUAAAUUACUUUCUUUAUUCACAUCUUUUUUUUUAACUAUAUUUUAUGCUUUAUUUGGUUUAUUUUAAAAUGUAUGUAAGGGUUGUAACAAUGAAAGCUAGAAGAUGAGAUAUUAAAUACUACAGUUUGAGAAUCACUGGCUGAAUUAAUACAUAAUGUUUAACACAUUCACUGCCAUAAUUCAUACCUGUGAUUUUAACCAGUUAUCUAACAAGAUAUUUUUUCUUUGCUAUCUUGUGAAGUGAAUCGCAUCACAGCUGUCAACGUGUUAAAGAAUUAAAGUUACCCUUUCUCUCUGAUAGUAAAUUUUGUGUUAACAUUAUGUUUUGAUAUUAAUUGGGUUGUAAUGUUUUUUAAGCAUUCAUUUUUAUAAAAUUAAAAGUUUUAAUUUAUACUUUCUUAAUUCAUAAGCAAGUAGAUUCACUCUGAAAUAAUCGUAAUUGCUGUGUGUUGUAUUGUGACUUAUGGCACUUUACAAACCCACUGAUAGUUAUCUGUCAAUUUAAACUUAUAAAUGUUUAAAAUAAUUUUUGAUCUAUUUUAAAAUGAUUGUGUGCUCAGUUAAAUCAAAUUGUGUAAGAAUAUUAAUCCAUGGCAGUAUUUAAAUUUAGUACAAAAACUAUAUAUAGAAUUGUUAUUAUUGAAAACUGCAUCCUAGUUUUUCUUUUAGAAAUAUUUAAAUGUUAUCUUUCUUGUAUUUUAUUAUAAAAUGCAUAUCUUGUUAUUCAGGCUGUUUUAAAAAAGAAAACUUCUGGUGAAUAUGUUGAAUAAUCGUGAAACUAACAACUCUUUUGAACAAAAUAAUAAUUUGUUCUUUGAAUUUGCAUUUUAAAUAAAGGCAGCUUUACAUGUACAUUUUGCCUUAUCAUAAAUAAGCUGAGGCGAACGUCUGCAUUCUACUGACACUUGAAAUGAAAGUAAUUAAGAAAGUGAACUCUUAUUCUUCACUGAAUAGAGAGGAUGAAUAAUAUCUACAUAUGCAAUUUAAAAUACAUUCUGUAUGUGAUAGAAUGGUCUUAUGUGUCAAAUAAUGUGUGAUUUGAUAUAAUGCUAGUCCCUAUUUUUAUAUGUUGAGGUGUAAAGAGUGGUGCACAAAAUGAAUUAUUAAUUUAAUUUUUGAUUUUAUUUUUAGAAAUUCUCUGAGAUUCAGAGAAAUAAACUAUCCUUGUAAAGACUUAACACCUUCUCUAUAUACCAUGUAGUUUGUUCCAUGUAUAUAUGUUUAUGUUCUGAAAUACAUUUACCUCUAUAAUAUAAAGAUAUGUGUGGUGUCUUGAAUGAAAUACUUACUGCUAAAAAUUAUUUUGGUGACUUAUUUGUUUUUGUAUGUGAGAGAUUGCAAAUUAUGUGGAGAUGGUGACUUAGUUAUGAAGUACUAUCUGUCUGUAUAAUAUAGCAUCUGUGACUAAUUUAUUAUUUUUUGUUUGUUUUGGAUGAUUUUGUAUUUAUUAUCUGCAAGUCUAUUUGUUGUUUAGCUGUUGUAAAUUAUUGUACAUUUGAAGACACACUUCACAUAUUUCACUUUAUAUCACUCAUUCAUAAUAUAAAAUCAGCAUACGUCAUUAAAAUUUAGGUAGUGUAUCAGUAAAAAUUAAUCUUUAAUUUAGAUUGUUAACAAAUAAAUAGACUUAAUAUAAUUGAUUACUAAUAGUUUCUUAAAAGCUAAAAGUUAGAUUUUAUUCCAAGGGAUGAGUCCUUAUUUAAUAACUAUUUUAUAUCUUAAUUUGUUUUUCAUUGGUGUAAACAUGAAUAAAUUUUUUUAUGAUAGAGCAUUUUAAAUAUAAUAAAUUAAUUAUUUCCGAAUUGAAGAAUUAUUACUAUUUUUAAGCUACAUAAUUAUUUUUAAAAAUCAAAUCUUACUUAAACUAAUUCUUCCAAUUAAUGUUUAUGUUAAAAGGAAUUUUAUAUAUUUUUAUGAACUUAUUAAGUACCAAACAUUAGUUUAUUCAAUUUUAUAAAAUAACUGUGACUUGAGUGAUGAUAAAUCUUAAAAUGUAUAUAUAGAUAUAAUUUGUAUUAUUUAUCACUUAUAUUGAGGUUUUGAAAGGCUGGAAUGUUUCUGUAAACUUAGCAAAAGUGAAAUUGUAAAUUUUAUAUCUCAUACUUUGGUGUAUAUUCAAAACAUUACAACAGGACUUAGUUCAAAUAUUCUUCUCUUUACUAUAAAAAUGUUAUUUUUAUCUUUAUUAAAUGCCACGUUUUUAAAUUUAUCAUAUCUAUUUUUUAAUGUCUAAAAUUUAUUGUUUGUUAAAAAUAUUGUGUAAUUAAGAAAAGCUUUCCACAAAUAACAAUAUUUCAUAGAUCAAUAUGUGCUAAUUUUUGCAUUGUUUAAAUUAUCAAACAUAAAAUUAAGGAAUUAUUUUUUGAAUCAUAUGCUGUAAAAUAAGGGACUUUGUGACAAUUUUUGUUAAAUUUUGUUUUUAUGGGAUACUACAUAAUGCCAGAACAGGGGACUGAAAGUCACUUCUCAUUAAGAUAUAGUUUUGUGAACCUAACUCUCAAUAAAAUAAUGGCAUAUAUUUUUAAAAAAUCUGAGGACUCAUAACCAAUAAUUUUUUUGUCUUUCUCUUCAUUUUUACUCAUAAUUCAUUAAUGCCAUUCAGAAUUAUAUAUAUAUAUUCAUUCUGUUAUAAAUUUUUAUCAAACUUGGGUCAAUUUUUUUUAAUAAUUUAGCUUUCUUUGGAAUGAAUGAGACAUCUCUUUUUACUGUUUUUUGAGAGGAAAACACUCCUUUCAACAAUAACAAAAAUAUGUUUAACUAUGUCUACUAGUCCUAUCAACAUGUUGUUUCUUUUACUCAUCAACAUGUUGUUUCUUUUACUCAUCAACAUGUUGUUUCUUUUACUCAUCAACAUGUUGUUUCUUUUACUCAUCACAAUGGAUCAUAUAUUUGUAUAUUCUUAGAUUCCUCAAGGCUGAUUAAAACUUGUAUACUUACUUUUUUUAAAGCAUUAACUUUAAACUUUACAUUAAACUUUAACAUUAAUCUUUAAAAAAUUGAUUAUUUUAAUAGUUUGCCGUCCGUUGAUUAUUUUAAUAGUUAAUGUAUAAGUCCGCAUAUUUGAAAAUUGCUAGAAUAUACUAAAAUGAAGUAAUGCUGCUAGCUAAAUAUAAUCAAUAAUAUGUGCAAAGUGGUUUAUAAACGACAUUAUCUCAGAUUCAUUUCCAUAACAAUCAUCAUAGCUGUAGAUGCAAAAAUUUUAUUUGCCGCAAAAUAAUUUCCUAAGUCACACAGUCGCCUUAUGUUGCAGUUAGAGAAAGGAACAACCCUUUGUUUUUAAAAUUUAGGUUACAAAGAUAUUUUAUUUAAUAAUUAAAUGGGGUGCAAUUAUUUUUAAUAAUUCGAUAGUUUUUUUUUUCUUUGUUAAUAAAAGUUGAAUGUCAUUUUUUUUAAAUGAGAAAAAAUAUUAAAGAAUAAACAUUUUACAUGUUGAUUCUGUAAUUUUUUAUUCCUUAUAUUUGAUAAAAUUUUUCUCUAGGAAUCUUUUUAGAUUAUUUGUUUUUUACUGUCUGCUGAUUUUUCUCCCUUUAAAUUAAUUUCUUUAUUCCACAUUUAAUUUAAAUAAAUGUGAAAUAAAAAAUUUUAACAUCAAUAUAACACUUAAAAUUUGUGAUGCAAUUAUUUUCCACUUCUCAAAAAUUUGAAAAAUGCAUACAUAUUUGUAAUACAAAAUAUUUAAUCUUUCAUUUUACUAAGACUUUUCUUAUGCAUUUAUUACAUUAAAAAUACAUUUAUGUUAUUAGAAUAGAUGAAUUUUCCAUCUGUCAUAAAUGAUCCAUAUUAUUGAGCAUUUUCACCACAAAACAGUUGGCAUUGCAUUAUCAGUUUUUAUUUAAUGUCAUUAUUAUACUGGAUUUUUUUAUAUAUAAAUGGUAUUUUUUUAAAUGUUACCUUAAUUUGUGCAUUUUUAAUUUUUAUAUUCAUAUUUUAAGGCUCAAUAAAAUAUUCUCCUUUUUUUUUUUUUUUUUUUCUAUCAUUUACAUUUUAGAAAAUGCAAAUAUUUUUUGUAUUGAAACUAAGGAAUAUUAUCUGUUUAAAAAAAUUCAGUAUUUUUACAUCUCUUUAUUAUUUUAGCACUAUAUUUUGUUUUUAAAUGUCAUUUGAAUUGUCCUGUUUGAAAAUUGCAAUUCUCCGCAGGUUGUGCCAUUACAUUAUUGUUUUUGUAUUCUGUUUAAUUAAAAACAGUAAAAAUUGCAUUUAAGCCAUUUAUAUCAGUGUAAAGAAUUUCAUUGCUAAGCCUUGUGAGCAUGUUGCUUUGUUUCAUAAAACAAUAAAAAGUCCUAAUAAAA